Molecule: messenger RNA, 2799 nt
Organism: Trypanosoma rangeli
Lineage: Eukaryota; Euglenozoa; Kinetoplastea; Trypanosomatida; Trypanosomatidae
Exons: 1
Coding region: 1-2799 (932 amino acids)
Source: RefSeq, a predicted model, not a curated record
AUGGGCAACACGUGUGCGCCGCAAAAGGGGCUGCGCUUCAAGAACUUCAUCAUCGCCGUUUUCUCCCAGGACUUACAGCGCAGCCCCGUGCGAGAUGCCUUUGGCAACCUGCAGGACUACGUUUCUAACAACCCUGAGCGUAUUUCACGUGUUUGCCGCAAGAUCUCCAAGCUGCUGGUCAUAUCCCUCAAACGGCAUAAGGUGCGGCGUGUCAUGGUGGGGGUGCAAAUGCUGCGAGACUUAAUUGCCCAGUUUGACGACGUUGGUGGGUUCGUGCCGGACUGCAUUAGUAUUUGCGUACUGCUUUUCUCCCACUCCACAGUGGAGUAUCGCAUCGGGGCCGCGGAUGUCUUGGCCAUUUUAUGUUACAAACUUGCCCGACGCGUGGAUGGCGAGCACUCCUGCCGUUUGAUAAUGGACAACCGAGAAAAACUACUCCCCCCGCUGGAGAAAAUGUGCCUAGAGACAAUUGCAAAUGAUGAUGCCGCUACAAUGCGGUGUCGCUACGCCGCAAUUGUGGCACUAGGGAACGCUAUAUACUGCGUACGUGGUGCCUUGGCAAACACAACGAGUCGCCAGAAAAUUCCCUUCUUGCAAAACCUUUUAAACGCGAUGCGUGCUGAGGGUGAAUCGAAGUGGAUCCAGCAUGAGCCCCUCGCGGUGCUUCUACAGCACAUCAAAAGUGGUCCAUUCGAUGGGGUUGCCCUUCCCACCGAACCGCGGGAACGGGAGCUUGCGUGCAUCAGCGCAGCUUCAUGGGGCAUAGGGACGGUGGUUGGGUGCGUUUCAAACGCCGGAAUACAUCACUUUCUGCAACUUGUCUUGGAGUUCAUUGCGUCUUGCGACGGAUGGUCGUUACCGGGGUUUGCAUGUGUCACGCUGCGGUCAUUGGCGCGGGCGUUAGAGUGGCGGCCGCAGCAACUCGGCUUCACUGUCUGCCAGUGCCUCUGUGAAAUGAUCAUGGUACCCCGUAAAGGGGAAGAAACGACGAUGAAGGUGCAGGAUGGCGUCAUUCGAGCUCUCAUUGUCUGCAUGCACGAAGUACGCAUGACAGGUGGGCGGCCGCAGAUUUUGUUUGAGGUGGUCCGUAAAUGCAUGAGUCAGGCCAACCGGACGGAGGACUACAACAACCUCCUCCUGCAGCUGGUGACGACGCUUAUGUACACAACUCACAAAUGGCGAAAUGCACUGCGGCUGCACCUCAUACUCGUGGAGCUAUUGGGGGCAUGCCAAGAGGCGGUGUCUAAGAACGUGGUACGCGGCCUGCGCAUCCUGUCUCAGGCCGCGCCGUACGUGCGGGCUGUUCCGCUGACUGACCGCACCGACAUUAACUUCUCGGGGGUCAUUGCGCCUUUUCUCGCGACACACGACGAGGCGCAGCCGUAUGCCGCCCAGGUGCUAGUGGGCCUCCUCGUGGGGACCGUCGCAUCGCAGGAGUUAGUUCUGGAAAGCAGUGUCUUCGACUCAGCGACGGUGAUGGCGGAGCCGCCUCCCCCACUCAUAACGGAUGAACAGGACGUGGUUGUGGCAAAAAAAUGGGUUUUGUCUUGUAUUGCCAGCGCGAAGCCCGUGACACCGUCGUGUGUGAUUGAGGUAGGGCGUGUGGUGGUGGCCGUAAUGCAAAGCCGCGGCGCCUCCUCGUUGCCGUUUGUUCUCUCCGUCGUUUCACGGUUGCAGGCGUUUGUGGCGAAGAACAAAACGGCCGCCGACCUUCAUGUGGCGUGGGCGCAUCUCUCGCUUGUGGUGCUUGUGAACUGCGGGGCCGUCCUCGCGCUGCGGCAACUUGCACGCUACGCGAUGGGUCUGUUGCGGCAGCGCCGCCACCGCAACGAGUUGGCAAGGCGGUUCAGCUCGCGACUGGCGGACGGGGAUGUUGGGGAACUGAAACUCGUCAGUGGCAGCAAAGUGCCGGAGGAGCUGCUGAGCAGUAAGUCGGUACACCACAUGCCGGUGACGCUUCUCAUUUCCUUUGAGGCCGUUGCGGAGGCCAUCACGGAGGAUGCCAGCGCAGAGGUGUACACCGUCUUUGGCGCCCAGACUGCGGCAGAGCUGAAGGUGGCCAUCGCAGGCGCACUUUUGAACCCCGAUGCGGAUGAAGUCGGCAGCCCGUCAUUGACGCCGCGCGCCCCCACUCGCGUGCAAGCAAAGCGUCACUUCAGCCUGGAGGCGUUGCACCCGUCGCACAGUGACGAGGCUGCGACCAUCACGGUUUUUGUAGUGGACGGUGGUGCAGCAGAGGCGACGGCGGUGGCGGGAGAUGCCGCUGUGACUGCCGCCCCUUGUGGCAGGCAGGAGCUCUUCACGGGGAGGGCAAGAGACUGCAUUGCCGACCUUCUUGCACGCCACGGUGUUGGUGCAACGACGCAGCUGGUGCAACCACUCGCUCGUACUGCGCUGCUUGUCCCUACGCUAGAUAAAAGGGAAAAGGUUAGGGAUGCCACGAACGCCACGUCGGACGCGGCGAGCGCGGGUGCCGCGGAUUCUCAGAAGUCAUCCACGGCUGCUACUGCCUUGCCUGGGUCGCCCGUCAGCCACAACGUCCCGUCGACCUGCUCAAAACUGACCACGGGCACUCAUGCGUUUCGCGAGGAUGAUGCUGGCUUCGUAGACAAGUCACCCAAUGCUACUCAUGUUGUCGCCGCAGCACCGCGUAGUGGUGCCCCCAGCGCCUGCAUCGCGUACAGCAGCACGCAAGAGGCCUCAGAGGGAACAAGUGAUGACAGAGCAGAGGGUAAAAAAGACAUCAUUAAAGUACGUGGCAUGGACGGGCCAGGGAGUAAUUACGUGGAUGUACUCUGA